This is a messenger RNA of Penicillium digitatum Pd1, 792 nucleotides long. NCBI's taxonomy places the organism in Eukaryota, Fungi, Ascomycota, Eurotiomycetes, Eurotiales, Aspergillaceae. The record is from RefSeq and is a predicted model, not a curated record.
AUGCGCCGUGAUCGCUGGUCCAGAACGAACAAGGAUUUGUGCAAUGACCAUCAGGGUCUGAAUGCAGAUCUCAUCGCCGAUGUGUUCAAUCUGAUACAGAGGGAAGUCGGCCAUCACCUUCGCAAGUUUGAAGCGUAUCCGGAUUUGCUGAAGCCGCUCGACAUAUUGAUCCUGCACAAACUACAGGCUAUACAGGGCAUGUGGGAGAAACCUGACCCGAAAGACCAGGUUAUCGCAGAAAGAUGGCACUAUGAGAUCAGCUGCUGUCAGGGGUGUAUGGUGGCUCGAGUUGCGAGUGACAAGCAUGCAUUGCGCAAUCUUCGGAUCGCCCUGCUCUCUCGCACCCAAACACGUUUGAACCACGUCCCAAGAAGACUUAUGAAAUUUGUCGACACCUGCAUUGACUUAUUUCCCGACGACGUGGAUGAGCUAUAUGGCACAUCCAGCCAGUUUGCGUUCAUCCUAAAGGAUACCCGCAAAGUCUGCAGCAAGGCUUGGUCCCAAGACCCAGCACAUACGGAUUCGAGUCCCCCACAUCGGAGGCACAUAAAUCAUGACAAGAGUGACGGAAACAAAAAGACGGGAAAGAGUGCACGUAGCAAAAAACCUGUCAGUGAGUAUAACCCGAGGAAGAAGUAUACCCAGCCACCACCACCAAUCACAUUAUCCCACCCUGCGGAAAGGGCGCAGAAAAUAUCGCCCAAGGUCGAGCCCUUCCCGGAAGCCUUCGAGAUCAUCCUACCACAUGGAGCGAGAUCGACGCUCAGACCCGAACCCGGAUCGGGUCACUAG